Molecule: messenger RNA, 2806 nt
Organism: Culex pipiens pallens (northern house mosquito)
Lineage: Eukaryota; Metazoa; Arthropoda; Insecta; Diptera; Culicidae
Exons: 7
Coding region: 994-2292 (432 amino acids)
Source: RefSeq, a predicted model, not a curated record
AGCGCCUUCUGGUGGUGCUUCUGUUGCUGCAUCUACUCGGCGAUUCUUAGCGGCCAACCGCAGCAGCCUACUAAGACGUUGGCGACGACUGCAGCAACAACAAGUGACGAACGGCUGCUGGAAGAAAGUUGGGCCUGAGAGAACUUUUCGUGUACGUACAAUUUUCGUGUAAAUUUGCUGCAUUUUUUUACCCCACUCGUGCCGGGGGUAAAUUUUCCUCAAGUGCUGUUUGUGCGACUGUUUGCAAUGUUUACACUUCUUUAAUCCCCCCCCGUAGGAGGAUUAAGCAACGGAGAAAAAAAAACUUUCAGAAACAAAAACACCGCCAGUGAAGGAAACAACUGUGAACAACAAAUUGAAAAAAAGUGCAACUGGAGUUUACAACUUUGACGGCAAAUUCAAUUGAAUUGUUCUCGCGAAUUUGGGUGAAUCAAGCGAUUAUUUCACAAACCCCGAAAAGUGAGUGAGAGGAAAACUAUAAAAAUUAAAACAAGCAAAAAAAAGGCAAGCUAAAAGAAAGUUCAAAUCAUCCGCCAGAACCAGACGGUUGAAGAAGCAAGAGCGGAAAAUAAACACACAACAAAAAAGAGUUCAAACGAAUAAAACAAUCAACAUUGCAAAGUGAAAAAAAGGAAACAAGAAAAAUCAAAUCCGCGAGUUGCUGAUACGGAUGCUGCAAGAGUAAGAGAGUGAGAGAUCGUUGUCCGAUUGUGGUGAAACAACAGAAAAUCUCGUCGUGGCGAAAACGGUCGGAGAGCCAAAGGGCAGAAUCUGCAGACGAAGAGUGGUGAACUGAACCAGAAGCAGUGGCAGAAGUUGGUGCUGGCAGACAGUUACAGGAAGGAGAACCUUUUGGCCCCGCCGGGAACGUUUCGUAACGAGUACCUCUUGGCGCUAGACGCCACCAACCACCGACAGGGCACUUCAUCCGUCGUCGUCAUCUGUAUUCGUUUGAACCUCCCACCAGUCCACGAUCCCCGCUCCGGAUGAACGAUGUUCACGCUGUCCAAGCUGCCCACCGCCGAAGAUGACCUCAGCCUGUCCCUGUCCGCGUCGUCCAGUAACGGUAACGGUAGCCACGGCAGCAGCAGCGGUAGCAGUUCUAGCCACAGCCCCGAUAGCGCCGGGUCCAUCGCCGCCUCCGCAGCCGUCCAACACCAUCACCACCACCACCAGUCGUCCCAUCCCGCCGGCGACCUGGAUCCGUCCGGAAGCUCCGAAACGGUGGCAUCCGCUGCCGUGCCAACCGCGUGGAACCUCGAGCUGGACCUGCCCCCACCACUGAUCGAGGACGACAUGCAGGUCAUCGAUACGAUCGACUCGUUCGGGUACUGGGACGGAAAGUUUGUCCCGCCACCGCCGAGGCCACCGUUUCUGGAGGAAUCGAUUGCGCCCGACGGGCUGACCACGUGCGAUUUGUGCAGCUGGGCCUGGCAGGACAAGGGCACGCUGUCGCUGGAUGGCGCUAUUAAGGACAUCUUUUCCCCUACCUCAGACACCAAGGAGUUCAGCUGGACGUUCACGCUGGUCGUGGUCUCGCUUACGUCGGCCGUCAUCGGUGCCAUCAUAAUGAUUGUGUUUAUGAGGUGUAAAAGAAUCCGCGCCAACCAGAACGGCAUCCGGACGUUGUGCUUCGACUCGAGCAGCACCAAGGACACGGCCGGGCUCAACUUUGACAACCAAACGUCCAAGAACUCUACGAACGGCUCGUGCAGUCCGCGGAGUACCAACUCGGGCCUGUGGACGUGGUUCAGCAGCCGGAAGAAUCUGGCCACGCCGGACCAGCUGGUCAACUCGCAUACACUGCCGGUGGAGAACCACUACACCCACAUGGACGACGCCAACUACAACCCGGUCCAGAUCGACGAGGCCAGCUACGCCGAGGUGGGCAACGAGAUCUCGGAGACAAACUCGUACAAGUCGAGCUCCGUGCAUCAUGGAGGCGACAACGACAUCCUCAUCAUGAACUGUCCGCUGCCGGCGAUUCCCACCGGAGGGCCCUCGUCCCAUCACAGCGCCAGCCAGGGCGGGGCUAGUGGCAGUAGCAGCGCGUACUACUCCGGCCUGCUCAACAGCGGUCCGCACGGCUUGAGGGGACAUGGCGGUGGCGACGACGACGACGAGGACGAGCGGCCGUACGAGAUCGUCGACCUCAAGGAGAUGUCCUCGCCGCACAAGAGUGGCCACAACGUGCAGAGUCAUUUCCUGAACGAAACCAACAAUCUGCUGACCAUCGAGAAGCACUCCGAGGGCCUGCCGGAGGGGACCAUUUCGGCGUCGGAUUAUGUUUGAAGCAAUUGAGUUUUUCAAUGUGUAUAGAGUUGCGCGCGCAGCAUAAUCAGUUCAAAUGUUCGUUUUAAGCUAGACUUUUGUGUAUAGUUUCCCCUUGUUCUACGUAGCUCAGUGUGUACUAUUUAUUUAGCAAGCUUAAUUAAGUAAGAUUUGUGUACUAACUUAUAUACAAACAAAACAAUACAAACUGUUAUCCAAGUCUGAACAACAUUCCGUCACACUACCGUAACUGACCCAAGUUUCGUCCCCAUUCACGUGUAGCAACACUAGAAAGAAUGAACAACCCAGUGUGCGUGUGAUCCUAUGUAGCCUUAGAAUCGAGAAGAAAAAAAUCAUAAACAACAGGAAUCAACAGAAACAUCAGUACUAGUAGAGAAAUUGUAUUUUUACAUGUUUAAAUCGACAGCAUUUUGCUAUUAGAAACCACAAACAGCGCUCCCCUCUAUUUACGAGGGACGCCAAACACAACGAGCUCGAACCAUAUUGUAAGCAAUUUUACAACAAUUUUUACAAA